Messenger RNA from Lactuca saligna, 1552 nucleotides. Lineage: Eukaryota; Viridiplantae; Streptophyta; Magnoliopsida; Asterales; Asteraceae. The record is from the annotation of a GenBank genome assembly.
GUUCAUCCUCCCAACUCCGCUUUAUAUUCCUACUAUUAUGAUUCCAUUGACAUAGCCUGGACUGGGACUGAAUCAAAAAUCAACCUUUGUCUCCCCUUGCAAUCGGCAAUAAAGGAGGGACAACAGGAAAACAAUGGCGGCCAUGGCUUCCUUUAUCAUCAAGACACCAAUCCAGUCUAACAACCCUUUCCCCAAAACCCACCGAAUCAAUUUCCCUAUUGUCUCCCCUGUCUCCUACUCCUCCUACAAAAAGAAACCGAUUCCAAAGUCGAUUCGUAUCUCUUGCGGUUUGAUUGAACCAGAUGGAGGCAAGCUCGUUGAGCUUGUCGUUCCCGAAUCCCAGAGAGAUGUUAAGAAGCGGGAAGCCAUGUCUUUGCCCAAAAUCAAGCUCUCCAGGAUCGAUCUGGAAUGGGUCCAUGUGCUCAGCGAAGGCUGGGCUAGUCCGUUAACCGGGUUCAUGAGAGAAUCCGAGUUCCUCCAAACUCUUCAUUUUAACUCGCUCCGAUUAGGAGACGGGUCAAUCGUCAAUAUGUCCUUGCCAAUCGUCCUGGACAUUGACGAUUCUCAAAAGAAUCGGAUUUCCGGUUCCACAUCUGUUGCCCUCAUUGACUCUUCUGAUAACCCGAUUGCUAUUUUGAACAAUAUUGAGAUCUACAAGCACAACAAAGAAGAAAGAAUAGCAAGAACAUGGGGAACCACUGCCCCUGGUCUCCCAUAUGUUGAAGAAGCCAUAACAGGCGCAGGAGAUUGGCUGAUUGGUGGUGAUCUUGAAGUCAUUCAGCCAAUCAAAUACAAUGAUGGUCUUGACAAAUACAGACUUUCCCCUUCUGAACUUCGGGCGGAAUUCACCAAACGGAAUGCUGAUGCCGUCUUUGCUUUCCAGCUCAGGAAUCCAGUUCACAAUGGUCAUGCUCUUUUGAUGACUGACACAAGGCGAAGGCUUCUUGAAAUGGGAUAUAAGAAUCCUGUUCUUUUGCUUCAUCCACUUGGGGGAUUCACUAAGGCAGAUGAUGUUCCACUUAGCUGGCGUAUGAAGCAACAUGAGAAGGUGCUUGAAGAUGGUGUUCUUGAUCCAGAAAACACAGUUGUGUCGAUAUUUCCAUCUCCAAUGCACUAUGCGGGGCCCACUGAGGUGCAGUGGCAUGCCAAGGCUCGGAUCAAUGCAGGUGCUGACUUUUACAUAGUGGGCCGUGAUCCAGCUGGCAUGAGUCAUCCAGUUGAGAAAAGGGAUUUAUAUGAUGCUGAUCAUGGAAAGAAAGUACUUAGCAUGGCACCUGGACUUGAACGCCUAAACAUUCUUCCUUUCAAGGUGGCAGCUUAUGACAAGACAAAGCAGAAAAUGGAAUUCUUUGAUCCCUCCAGACCUCAAGAUUUCCUCUUCAUCUCGGGUACCAAGAUGAGAGCACUUGCAAAGAACAAAGAAAACCCUCCAGAUGGAUUUAUGUGCCCUGGUGGUUGGGAAGUGUUGGUUGAUUACUAUGAUAGUUUGGCUGCAAAUGACUCUGGUUCAAGGCUAUGUUUGUUCAUAAUUGUGUGGAUUGUUUUGUUUUAG